This is a messenger RNA of Rhodofomes roseus, 843 nucleotides long. Its product is annotated as DUF858-domain-containing protein. The record is from RefSeq and is a predicted model, not a curated record. Lineage: Eukaryota; Fungi; Basidiomycota; Agaricomycetes; Polyporales; Fomitopsidaceae. Gene Ontology annotation, cellular component: cytoplasm. The transcript is spliced from 4 exons. Gene Ontology annotation, biological process: N-terminal protein amino acid methylation. Bases 1 to 843 code for a protein of 280 amino acids. Gene Ontology annotation, molecular function: N-terminal protein N-methyltransferase activity.
AUGAUUGAAGACAGCACUGUACCCGAACCUGACAUGCAAGCCGGCAUAGAUUACUGGGCCAGCCAGCCAGCCAAUUAUGAUGGCGUUCUCGGCGGAUUUGGUGAAGGUUCCCUGCCAAGGAUCGACGCUCUCGGGUCGCGCCAGUUCUUGCUGUACCUCAUGCCUGAGCUCUCCAUAGUACCAUCCGCAAUUCGUACGCUGGCGGAACCAGAGGAACUAUCUCACAGACCACGAGCACUGGACGUCGGCGCAGGGGUUGGCCGUGUAACGGCAGACGUACUCCUACACCUGGUAUCCGACGUGGUCCUAGUCGAGCCCGUAGAAAGCCUUGUCAAAGAGGCCCUCUCUCGAGGGCGCGCAAGCGAAGUCAUAAUUGGCAAGGCCGACGCCACAUUUGUUCCAUGGAAAGGCAUCUCAGCCAAGACGAAGAGCGUUUCUUUCAUCCAGGAUACCCUGCAGGGGAUCGAACCUUCUCGCCCGUCAAGGUCCCCGACGUUCCUUGACCGCGUUGGAUACAUCCCGGAUCACAGCGACCUCGACGAUCCGUUCGAUAUCAUCUGGUGCCAGUGGUGUCUUGGCUCUCUGAGCGACGCGGAUCUGGUAGCCUUUCUGCGAAGAAGCCGAAGUUCCCUGCGGGAUCCCAACAAGAGCCUCAUCAUUGUGAAGGAGAACUGCUGCGCUGAUGAUGACGAGGAACCACGGAGCGUAUUCGACGAGACUGACUCGAGCAUAACGAGGUCUGAUCUCGCAUGGAAGAAGGCUUUCAAGGAUGCGCGACUGACACUAGUGCAUGAACAAGUGCAGCGAGGCUUCCCUGAGGGUCUCUACACUGUGAAAAUGUGA